AUGGAGGCCAAGGACCACGAGGAGCUGGAAGAUCCAUUUAGGAGAACUGCAAUGUACGACUCCGUCGGGAAGCUGGGGAGCAACGUUCUUAACGGAAACGUGGACAGACUGGGAUCGUACAGUGAGUGCCUCUCCACGCACGCUCCCUCGGGGGGCUUCCGAGGGCAGUAUUGCAAGCUGCAUGUCCUGCAGGAUGGAGCCGAAUACAGCGUGGGUGUGUGUGUCCCUGAUUCUUGUGCCGAAAAGGAUGUGACUGUGAUGUCUCAGUUGGAUAUUUUAAGAUUCAGAAAUACUUCAUUUUUGGCCCCUUCUCUUUCUCUCUUUACAAUAAAUUCUUCCUCCUCAUCUGGCGUGGUUGUGGCUAGAUGCGCUACUGGAAUGUUCCCCUUCGACACCUUUGUUGCCGUGUGUCUGUGCCUCACCUUGCUGGGCGUCGUCCUGCCCCUGGCCGGGACUGUCUACGUGGCAUUCAGGGGGAGGGGGUGUGACGACAGGGCGCCACCCACCCCUCCGGCCCCUGACAGGAGUCUGCCUUUGAGAGAGACACAGAGGACUGAACCGAGAAGCAGAGCGGGUUGCCCGGCCCAUCUCUCACUAUCAGGAACCCCAAGCAGAGGAAAAAGAUUUUUAGGAGCCAUGGAGCAUGCUCUGACAUGCUUUUCUUGGCAGAAGAAUGUGCCGGCCGUCUGGACAACAGAGACUCCAGGGAGCCCGUGCUCUGUGCUGAACGGCAUCCGGGUUCUGAGUCUCCUCUGGAUCAUGUCGGGGCACACCAGUCAGAUGACUGCAUGGCUGUCUUUGGAUAACGUGCUCGAGUGGAAAACCAGAGUGCCUAAAAACCCACUGUACCUUUGUUCUCGAAGCGGCCCGUUCUAUCUUGGGGUUGACACAUUCUUCCUGGUCAGUGGCUGGUUAAGUGCAAGGUCGUUUUUAAAGAUACAUCAGAAUUCAGACAAAGGAACAACCCUCAGAGUCAUACUCAGAUACGUCCUCAGCCGCCUUACAAGGCUGCAGCCUCUCCACCUGUAUUCCGUGUGCCUGUUGGUUGGCUUGUUCUCUCUUGUUCCCUGGGGACCUGUCUGGGACGUGCCCAAGUUCCACCUGGAUAACUGCCGGCAGGCGUGGUGGACAAAUCUGCUGUUGGUCAAUAAUUUCCUGUCGGUCCGAAACGCGUGUAAUGGCUGGACGUGGUACCUCGCCAACGACUUUCAGUUCCAUCUCACCACGCCGGCGAUCGUCCUCAUCCACGGAAAAAGUAAACAUGUCCUUGUCCUCCUCGGGGCCAUGCUGUUCUUGGCGUCUUUCACCGCCUCAGCUCUGCUCACACUGGCUCAUAGCCUUCCGGUCGCAGCUCCGUCGGAAGCAAGUGAAAAUGUGACUGUGUUGUAUUUCUCGGAGUAUUACACUAAGCCCUACUGCAGAUACGGGCCAUUCCUCGUGGGCCUCUUUCUGAGCAUUUUCAUGCACCAAAACCACCAGGCAAACAUUCUUAAAACCAAGGUGCAGGCCAUGCUGGGGUGGAUUUGCUCCCUGUCUACCCUGUUCAUAGUGGUCGCCCUGGCGUACGUGGUGGAUGACGCCCCUGCCACCUCCUCGCCGGCCGCUGUUCUGUACCAGGCCCUCCACCGGACCCUGUGGGCGGCGGCCGUGGGCUGGGUCAUGCUGGCAUGUCGGGAAGGCUACGGAGGUCUGGUGGACCGGCUGCUUUCUUGCCGGCUCUGGACUCUCCUGGCCAGCAUCAGUUACGCUUGCUACUUGGUGCACCCCAUCCUCAUCAUGCUCUACAAUGGGCUUCAAGAAACGCUGAUCCACUUCACUGACACCAACAUGUUCUAUCUUUUCUCUGGACACUGUUUGCUGACCUUCGUCACUGGGCUGGCCCUGACGCUGUGCAUUGAGAAACCAUGUCAGGAACUGAAGCAGCACCUGCUGGGACCAAUGCCUGCAGGGCCAUGAAUGUUCUGGUACAACCCGGAAGAAUGGAUGGGUUCAUUCUGUGGGUGAUGAGCGAAAGCAGGCGUGGCCUCGUUUAUGUAAUGGAUGUUGUCCCCCCGGCAAGGGGUGUGAAUCUGAUUUUGUGAAUGUUUAAGAUGUACAACUUCUCUGUGCUUAAUAUGUGAAAGAGUUCUGAGUGUUUACUAUAUAAAAGGGUUCUGUGAUAGCCUACCUAGUAGCACAAUAAUCACCCUCUGAUAUACCUUUUCAGAAAAAAACAAAAAACAACCUGGAUUUUUGGGGUCUUGUCCUCCAUGUAUUUUCUAUACCGAUGAUCAUAGGAAAACCGUAACCUAGCAAAUUUAAUGCAAUUUCGGUUAUAAUGUUCACUUUUUUGGGUAAAAUCACAGUGUGUAGUUUUUCACAUCGUAAUUGUCUUUGUGUUAUCAUGAUACCCUUGUAGACUUGUAACUUUACCCUGGUGCCUCAGGAUUGUAUGACCCACUGGCGUGCACAAUUCAUGAGUGCAUAGUGACAGGCCUUCCAAACAUUAUCUAUUUUACAGUGUGGUCCCUGUUAGGGGAGUUAGUGGAUCUGUUAGGAGGACCACUGGGCGGGGGAGAGGGCUGCUAACCUCAAAUCCUUCAAAGGGCAGUUGACAGCUAACCUUGUCUUUUUCCAGCUCAUCUCGGGGAGCCACAUCUCCCGGAGGCCUGGUCUAUUCUGCUGGCAGAAUGUGCUGUGAGUGAGGAGACAAGUCCCCGCCUGGCAUGUUUACAAUCUCUAUUAGAAUGCACCAAGUUGGAUCUUUGGGCAACCCCAAAGUUCACGGAAUUCUUGGGAGCCCCCUGAUGGCUGAUUUGGCACCUGACCCCUCUGACUUAGGUCUCAGAGAAGAUCUUGAGGGUGGGUGGCAUUUACAGGAGGAACACUACAAUCUGACGGACCCCAGUGGAAAAUGACUCGCCUGCCAACAUUGCUGGGCAGUCAAAUUGCCAAGGGCUUCUAGUUGUGAGGCUAGAAACCUGGGGCCCAUGGAAAUAGCUUUCAUAACUACUAGCGACAUUGCUUUUGAUAGUUUUUUUUAAUAAGAAAAAAAUACCCUCUCCACUAUUGCAAUUUCAUAAAAUAUAAAGUAGGGAUAGAGAAAUCCAAUUUUGUUCUGGUUUUUGUUUCGAUCCGGAAUUCCCUAGGAGUUUAAGAUUUAUAGAAUAUGGGGACCUCCUUUGGAUUCCGAAACAAACUGUAAAAAAGCAUAUGACAUUUAUGAGACAGUUGGAAAUUUGAACACCACCUGGCUAUUCGAUGAUAUUAAGGACUUAUUCAUUUUUUUUUUAAGAAAGAUUUUAUUUAUUUAUUUGACAGAAACACAGCAAAAGAGGUAACACAAGCAGGGGGAGUGGGAGAGGGAGAAGCAGGCUUCCCGCGGAGCAGGGAGCCCGAUAUGGGGCUCGAUCCCAGGACCCUGGGAUCAUGACCUGAGCCGAAGGUAGACACUUAACGACUGAGCCACCCGGGCGCCCCAAGGACUUAUUCAUUUUUUAAUGUGGUCAUGUUUUGGUAUUGUGGUACUGUGGUCAUGUUUUUUUUUUUUUUUUUUUAACAGCCCUUAUGUUUUUGAUGCAUACUGAAAUAUUUAUGGACAAAAUGAUAAAAUCUGGUAUUUGCCUCAAAAUAAUAUCAGGAGGAAGUGGGAUAGAUGAAACAAGAUUGGGCAUGUAGUGAUCAUUUUUGAAGCUGGGUGAUGGGUAUGUGGGUCCUCAUUAUACUGUUUUUUUUUUCUAUUUUUGUGUAUAAUAAACUCAAGCAAAUAUAAUUAUAAACUUGUGCAAAUUUAUAGAGACAGCAACAUCAGCACAGAGUAAGCAUCAACUGAUGGGUCCCUCCUCUAAUUCUCCCUAAAUUCUGAAAUCCAUGUUUCAUCCCCACAUACCAGCCCAUGGAUAAAAAUAGGUCAUAUUGACCCUAUAGUCACCCCCAGGAGAUCUAAA
Molecule: messenger RNA, 3926 nt
Organism: Mirounga angustirostris (Northern elephant seal)
Lineage: Eukaryota; Metazoa; Chordata; Mammalia; Carnivora; Phocidae
Product: O-acyltransferase like protein-like
Exons: 15
Coding region: 1-1956 (651 amino acids)
Molecular function (GO): acyltransferase activity, transferring groups other than amino-acyl groups
Source: RefSeq, a predicted model, not a curated record